Messenger RNA from Penicillium hordei, 321 nucleotides. RefSeq lists its product as uncharacterized. Lineage: Eukaryota; Fungi; Ascomycota; Eurotiomycetes; Eurotiales; Aspergillaceae. The transcript has 2 exons. Bases 1 to 321 code for a protein of 106 amino acids. The record is from RefSeq and is a predicted model, not a curated record.
AUGUCAUUCGGUCCUUCCAGCCUUCUCGGCUCGCGCACCAAUAGCGGUCGCAAGAACCUCGGUCCCGGUGGCAGCCUAGUCCGUGGAAGCGACGACAGCGCCUCCAGCAGCCGCACCGGCACUCCUACCGGCAGCAAAAAGGAAGACAACUCUUCCAUGAAUGCUUUCAGCGCGCUUGCUGCCCUUGAAGAUCGGGAUAACAUGGCUACCUCGCCACCGUCAAACCCCACUUCCCCGAUGCUCACCAAGUCGCAGCCCGCGGCCGCGGAGCGUCGUCCCUCAAAAACCCCAUCUGUCAAGGACGGCGAAUCCACAGCAUAG